AUGGAUUCCAUGAGAUCACUCAACACUUCCUUACCGAGCUCUACGCCUCGUUCCCAGCCCCCCGAGCAACUUUUGCAAUCGUUCAAGGCCGCUGCGUUGUCAGUCACCAACCUCUACAAGAAUGCCGUCUACGAGCAGGCCCAAGCCAAACAGUCUGGCUACCAGGAAGCCAUUGAGGAUCUGUUGCAAUUUCUAGACCGGGAGAACAUCGGUCUUUGUGAUGGGGAGGGCUGGAAGAUCCGACAAUGGGCCACGGAGCGGAGUGAUGGAACGGGAACUCCCAGCGACGACGACGACGUCGAGAAACACCAUGGCUCUCCGUCGACGAAGGCUCGUAAGGAUCACCACGAGCCAGAAACCCCUCGCCAACAGGCUAAAUCGGCAUCUUCUUCGGCGGAAGAACCGACCCCUGCCCAACAGUCGACGCCUGCCAACCCAGCCGUCGUCGAAGCAAACACCCUAGAGAAACCCACCGUUUUCACCUUCUCAGCCGGACCUUCCUUCCCUCAGCUACAGGAACACGAUGUCGAUAUGCAGCCUUCAGAUAGUACAGCCGGGGUAACAUCCGACGGAGCACCUGUCAGCGUCUCUGUCUUGCCUCGGAACUCUCGCCAACCAAACCGUCACAACAACCUGUCUCGAGCGAACCCUCGAUCUUCGACGCGAGAGCCCUCGGUGGGCUCGGUGGGGAUAGGCUCUAAGCGCAAAUUUGCCGUCCCCGACUUUUUCGAUCUAUCAGGCCUUGGAAAUAGGGAUAUAUUUGGAGGCGGCAAACGCGGGCGGUUCACCUAA
Messenger RNA from Aspergillus melleus, 792 nucleotides. RefSeq lists its product as uncharacterized. The record is from RefSeq and is a predicted model, not a curated record. NCBI's taxonomy places the organism in Eukaryota, Fungi, Ascomycota, Eurotiomycetes, Eurotiales, Aspergillaceae. The transcript has a single exon. Bases 1 to 792 code for a protein of 263 amino acids.